Molecule: messenger RNA, 995 nt
Organism: Trichomonas vaginalis G3
Lineage: Eukaryota; Parabasalia; Trichomonadida; Trichomonadidae
Product: organellar and viral DNA polymerase type B
Exons: 1
Source: RefSeq, a predicted model, not a curated record
AUGAGACUCUUAGAGAAGAUUAAAAUAAACUCCCAACAAAGAUGGAUGGUAUGUUAUAAACUUGGUGGAAAGUAUGAAUGUUCUACGUUAAACCUCAAUAAUAUUGGAACAUUACUACAUCAGCUCUUGAAGGAGAACUUUAUAUCAGAGAUAGAAGCAAAUGCUGCAGGUAUUGUUGAAAUGCACUAUGACUUCUUCUUGACAAACAUAAAGAAUCUUACUGAAAUAAAGAUGUAUGAUUUAACAGAAUAUGAAGGCUUAACGAUGUCAGAUGUAAAGAAAGGCAAACCAAAAAAGAGACCAUAUAGAGAUGAAAGCACACUGACAAAUGACCAGAAAGCCAUUUUGGAAGCUCUUAAGCAAACAGGAAACCCAGCACUUAUAGAAAGCUUUUGGAAAGAUAAUGGUGAAAAGAAGUUUUAUAAGAAGAGAAGCGGUCAGUUCUGGAAGUAUCUUUGCACAUUACCUAUAAAUCUUGAACGCUACCAAAUCUUCAAUGAACUGAACAAAAGAACUGCAACACUUAUGACAGAAGAUAACUGCUUCGUUUAUGCUUGCAUUCAGGCUGGAGUAAAUGAAGAAACUAUUGACCACAUGAGAGAAGUCAUUCGUGUUAGAGACUUUCCUCAAAGUAAAGUACAAGAAAUUUCUGACGCAACAGGUAUAGCAUUUAAUGUUACCAUUGGUUACUUCAAUGACUCAAGACAUAAUGAAAUAAAGAGAUACAUACCAAAAGAAUGUGAAACUGUUCGAACUAUUGACUUACUUCUUGUUGAAGACCACUACAUGCUAAAUGAAAGAUUACCAAUGACAACAUAUUUCAUUCGCAACUAUAUAGAAAUCUUGAAGGAGUGUGGUGGAAUGAACAUUGAGAAACAGAUGAAGAUUUAUACAAAGAGAGAGAACAAAUAUGUAGUUCGUUAUGAUAGAACAACACCGUUAUGGGAUGUUAUGAAAACAUUGUGGGAGUGCAAAUAUUUCGAACCUAUUUCUUA